Molecule: messenger RNA, 2994 nt
Organism: Eublepharis macularius
Lineage: Eukaryota; Metazoa; Chordata; Lepidosauria; Squamata; Eublepharidae
Gene: CDKN2AIP
Product: CDKN2A interacting protein
Cellular component (GO): nucleolus; nucleoplasm
Source: RefSeq, a predicted model, not a curated record
AGCGGCCGCGGUCGGAGUUUCGGCGCCGGCUGAGGCGGGAAAGGGGCCUGCGGGGAGCAGCUGCAGCCUGAGGCGAACGCGCGAGCCGAGUCCCAUGGCCGGCGAGGAGGCCGCCCCCCUAACGGGGCCUGCCUCGGAAGCCGGCGGCGGCGAGGGGGAAGCGGGCGACGCCGGCCUGGGCUGGGUGGAGGCGCUGCGCGGCGACUGCGAGCCCGAGCAGCACUGGAGCUACCGCCGCGAGUUCCUGCUUCGCAACGCCGAGGCCUUGGCGCGGCCGCCGGGCGAGGAAGGCGGCGCCGACAGCGCGGACAUGCGGCGCCUCGUCUCCUCCUCGAUGGUGUGGGCGAACUACGUCUUCCUGGGGUGCCGGUACCCUCAACAAGUGAUGGAAAAGGUGCUAGACAUGGCUGCAGGCAUCACAGUCACCAAUGCUCCAGCCCACACUCUGAGAGAUGAACUGGUUGCCAAGGUGAAACGAGGCAUAUCAAGUAGCAAUGAAGGGCUAGAAGAGCCUUGCAAGAAGCAAGCUGUUGGCACAGACAAAGCUUCUGAAGAUAGCAGAAGUGGUACAGAGUCUACCAAGGCAGAAGUGCCCAUGGAAACAGAUACCGAACCUAUAAAGAACACAGAAAAAGAGGCAACAGAAGAUCUAGAGAAGCCACUAUCUUCUACGAUGGCUCAGAACGUGGCACCGGCGGCAUCUCCAGCCCUGACUCAGAAGGUGGUGUCCGUGGCAACUUCAACUGCAGUAAAAGUAGAAUCCAGACUUGAUAAUUAUGAAUCCAGAACAGUCACUAAGCACAAAUCCGUUCUGGCUUCUUCUUUAUCUGGCCCUGAGGCAAAGAUAAAUUAUUGCUUAACCAAACCUUCAGAAUCCAAAUCUGAAAAUGUGUUACCAUCUGAAAAGAAAGAGAGUUUUGAAACUGCUGCAGCGAUAGCUUCGAAAAGCAGUUCACAUGUGAGUGCGGUACCUGCCAAAGUGCCACUGAAAUUGUUAACAAGUGAAGAUGCAAAAGAGAGGCAGCCUUUCUUCAAUAGACUGUACAAAGCUGUUGCUUGGAAACUGGUUGCUGUUGGAGGCUUUAGUCCCACUGUCAAUCAUGUAGAACUUCUAAAUUCAUCUAUUCAGUCUGUAAAGGCAACGUUAGAUGUUGAUUUUGUUCCACUGAAAGAGCUUACAGAUUUACCUCAAAAUAAAAGCUCUCAGGAAAGUGUGGUUUGCGAACUGAGGUGCAAGUCUGUGUAUUUGGGUACCGGUUGUGGAAAAAGUAAGGAAAAUGCCAAAGCAGUUGCUUCAAGGGAGGCACUAAAACUGUUUCUCAAGAAGAAGGUGGUUGUGAAAUUAUGUAAAAGAAAGUACAAAGGAAAGGAAAUUGAAGAUUUGGUGCUUCUUGAUGAAGAAUCAAAACCAUUAAAUUUACCUCCAGCUUUAAGAAAUCCUCAAGAAAUAUUGUAAAAGUGGAGCAGCUGCUGUUUAUACUAGCAAAUAAUGUUUUAUCACAGAAUCUGAAUUACUUUUGUAUACUGAAGUAGACACCCAGAUAAUUUGUAUUUCUUAAUUCUCAGUUUUUCAGAACAAAUACCAUUCCUGUUCCUUUCACUCAGUAGCAAAUAUAAAUAAUUUGACAUAGAUGUAAAGCGUGCAGAGGUAUGCCUUAACAUAUAUAGCACACUAGUGUGCUUUUUUUUAUUUGUUAAAUAGUCUACCUAAGUCUUCUGUUUUAAUGAAAUAAGGUACAGUUUGCUGUUCAAAAUGGUCUAAUUUUCUGAUGCCUGCAGUUCAGUAGCAGUAAUGUUCGCUUCCGAACACACCUUCUUUUUAGCUGCAAGCAGAGAACUAUUGUACCUGGAUGAGGAAAUCCUGUCUAAAAAUUACAAACAUGUAAAUCACAUGCUUCAAGUGUUACUUAUAAUGUUCAUGUGCUUAAAAGGAGAAUAGUUGAUGAGUAUUGUUUUAAUGAAGUAGUAAUAUUUUAAGUCUGGAUUGAAAAUGUUGGUUCUAUUUUAAUAUCAUACUUGCAAAUUGUCAGUAAACAGUCACCAGGAUUACUUAUCAUUGAACUUCGUUAACCAGAUUUAACUUCUUAUAUUUUGUGAGAAAUAACCACUUUCACUUUUUCAAAUAAGUAUGGCUUUCUAUAUUAAGCAUAUUUUAUGUCUACUAUAAUUGGGAUGUGGGAUUUUGAGAAAUUCUUAUGUAAUACUUUGCUUUCAUUAAGCAUUUUCAAGUAACAGUACAUUUUAUAACUGUAAAAGAAACAUAUUAGUCUUCAACAGUAUCAUUAAUUUGCAACUUCUAUGAAUAAUACAAUGUCCUAAUUUUGUCUGCAUAGAAUUAUCAGUUUGGGAUAUCUGUAUGUAUUAACAGAUUUUCUAAUUUAGUUCUUUUCUUUUUUGAUAUUCUCAGGAGAUAAAAGUUGCUACAUUGAACCUAAUAUACUGCGGCAGUGCCGUGAGAUGAAAGUUGUUACACUGAACAUAAUGCACGGCAGUGCCGUCACACCAACAAUUUUCUAUCUGUACAGGCAUUUUUACCAUUACCUUCUGUGUUGGGAAAUGCUUGCAGCAAUGGGAAAUCCCAUUUCUCACCGGGUAGGAAGCGACUAGGUAUUUGCUUCACUAGAGAUCAUAUUAAAUAAGGAUGGCAUGUACUGAAUUAUCUCUACGGCAUAUUUCCAUGCAUUAAAGCUAAAUAUCACUUUUUUGUGCAGCAGCCCUUGGGGAAUCAAGCAGUCUUUAUUCAUAAGACCAGUAAUCCAUACGGAUGCCUGGUAAAUGCCAUGUUGAAUGGAACAUAUGAUUCCCCCUUACCAAUUACUCACCUUGCUUGACUAAAAGUAGCUUGCAGAGUGAGAGCUGCUUCCAGUUGUGUGUGUGAUGAGGGAGGAGCGGUGGCAUCUGUACAAGCAUUCGCUUUUGUGUGUAUCUAAAGUGGUUUUCUGGAUCAUAGCUAUAGUUAAGUUCUGUAUUGUUUGAAUAAAUACUAAAACUAUA